AUGAGCUGUACAGCUGCGAGGGUGACGAUCUGUACAGCUGCGACUGGGCGACAAGCUGCGAGGGAGACGAGCUGCGAGGAAGACGAGCUGCGAGGGAGACGAGCUGCGAGGGAGACGAGCUGCGAGGGAGACGAGCUUCACGGGUCCCCGCAAGGCACUGUUCUAAAAUCUGAGGCAAUCUUUAAUCAGAAAGCUCCUACAGUUGGUUCUUUCUCUUUUCGCGGUCCAAACACCGUUGCUGUUGAUCUUCUAAAGCCCGAUAUAACAGCACCGGGAGUAGAGAUCCUCGCUGCCUAUUCACCUGAUGGUCAACCGUCUCUAGGUGACACUAGACAUGUGAAGUAUUCUGUUCUAUCUGGAACUUCAAUGUCUUGUCCACACGUUGCUGGCGUGGCUGCGUACAUCAAGACUUUUCAUCCUGAUUGGUCUCCUUCCAUGAUCCAAUCUGCCAUCAUGACAACCGCUUGGCCAAUGAAUGCUACUGGAACUGGCUAUGCAUCAACCGAUUUUUCCUAUGGAGCUGGACAUGUUCACCCAAUAGCCGCUCUAAAUCCUGGACUUGUCUAUGAACUGGACAAAGCAGAUCACAUUGCCUUUCUCUGCGGCCUGAACUACACUUCGAAAACUCUUAAACUCAUUUCUGGUGAAGCAGUGACUUGUAAUGGAACAAACUUACCAAGAAACCUCAACUAUCCUUCAAUGUCGGCUAAAAUCCUGGUGUCUGCUAGCUCCUUCACCGUGACUUUCAACAGAACCGUCACUAACCUCGGUACCCCCAACUCUACAUACAAAUCAAAGAUUGUCUUAAAUCACGGAUCUAAGCUCAACGUCAAGGUCUCGCCUAGUGUUCUAUCUAUGAGAUCACUGAAAGAAAAACAGUCUUUUACGGUGAUUGUUACAGGCGUUCUAGACUCUGAACUGCCUUCGUCUGCAAAUCUAAUCUGGUCUGAUGGAACACAUAACGUCAGAAGUCCCAUUGUUGUCUAUGCUUACGGGAACUGAUGAGGCACUAUCACUUAUCAGUUCACCAUAGUCACCAAUCAUCAUAGAAUCAAUCUUUUUGUUUCGUAUCAUCUAUUGCAGAAUCACCGCUUCCAAAUCUUUCGCAUCAAAUCCUGAAUCAUAUGUGCU
Messenger RNA from Thlaspi arvense, 1131 nucleotides. The record is from the annotation of a GenBank genome assembly. NCBI's taxonomy places the organism in Eukaryota, Viridiplantae, Streptophyta, Magnoliopsida, Brassicales, Brassicaceae.